GCGCUGUUUGCGGGAUUUGCUGGAAGAAGCCGCCUGCGUGUCACUGACGCUCGCCGCGUCAUGCAAAGAGGGCGCCAAACGUCACGUCAGGUGGCCGGGGGCCCCCUCCGCACACGCUUUGCAAAAUUUAAAAGCAAAAGGCUCAAAGUGUCCCCUGCGUGUCAAAGCCGCUUGCUGACGUUUGCUGUAUGUGACGUGCGGAUCAUGAUCUUGCAGGGUACGGCGGGCGGAGCAGCCAUCACUUGCCCACUGCGCUCGCUGCCAGCUGCCUGACCGCGUUCGCCUUGUGCCCUACUUACCUACCUACCUGUCGCCGCCGCCAAGACUUGUUGCGGACUCCGUGCCUGCUUGGAGAGAGAUCGUCUGCAAUGCUGAACCCCAAGAUGCAGCUUGCACUUGUGCUGCUCCUCGAGUUCUUAUGCCUCGCUGCUGCUGCUGCUGCUACCGCUGAAGCCGCACCCUGCUCGUGCGAUGCGGACAACAUAUGCACCUGCAAUGUGGGUCAAAAGCUCGAAUUGCUUUACGACGUUCCGACUUCCAACACGAUCGCCUGGAAGAAGGAUGGAUCAGUUCUCUCCGACACCUGGGCAGUCGUCGACGCCGAUGACUCAAAUAAGAAGGCGACGAUCACAUCACUGAAGACCGGCGACGAAGGGACAUACGCGGCCAUCGACGGGACUUCCCUUGCUGACUGUAAGGUGAAGGUGUUCUUUGUCAAGAUUGUGGAAAAGCCAACCUCCAAUGUCCAGGUCAAACGUUACACUGGUAACUCUGUGGCCUUGCACUGCUCCAUCAACGAGAAUGAACACUUCAAAGACCUCGUGUGGAAGAAGGACGACGCUCCGGUCGGCCAUGGAGACUACAUUCUGGGCAAAGCGGUGAUGAUCGUCAGCAAACCCGACCCAACCGUCAAGGUCGAAUACGUUUGCGUGGCCAAACAAUUCGACGGCACUGAGAUGUCAUCCUUGGCCUUGACACUCAAGGACGGCGAUGUUGGCAGCAAUGUUGUGAGCGUUGACAGCAAUGUUGUGAGCGUUGACAGCAAAGAUAAAGCAGGUGUGGGUGCCCUGUCCUACAGCGUUUCUCUGCUGGUGAUGUCCGUCCUGGCUCAGCUCUACUGGAUGGUGUAGCGCCCGCCGCAAGACCAGCGGCUGCUGCUGUCCACGUCCGUCCCUGGCUAGGAGACGGAGCACUCCACCGCAAGCAGCCCGCUCCCCCCUCAGCAAGCCCACUCCACCCUCAGUGAGCGCCUCCCAAAAGGAUUUUGCCCUCCAGACGAUGAUACUCAACAUCGACGACGAGCAGCGUUUCACAGAAGAAAAUACCUCCCCCCCCCACACACACAAAAACAGAAUGAAAACCGAAUCAAUUGCAUUUGCAGCACUUUUGUAGUGCUCCUUGCUCUUUUCUGUCUCGAUGUUAUGAUACAAUGUACAUGAUGACUCCACGAAAACAGAGCCAGCCGGGUCUUGAUGGUCUUCAGCUUGAAAGAAGCGGCAAAGGUGCUUUGCAGCAUCACGGGCAGCCGUUAGCAAGAGCCUGGAAUGCGCCCGCCGCCGCAGGAUUUGCAAACUUUUUUUCUUUUUCUCAUUUUCGGGCAUCCGUUUGAUCGGUCUGAUGCUGCUUUGCUUCCAAAGGAUUCUUCCAAUGAUGUGCAUGCUCAUGGUUUGAAUCUUUAUAACUUGAAUAAAGGCCAAAUUUGUUGAA
Syngnathus acus (greater pipefish) is the source of this 1707-nucleotide messenger RNA. RefSeq lists its product as uncharacterized. Lineage: Eukaryota; Metazoa; Chordata; Actinopteri; Syngnathiformes; Syngnathidae. The record is from RefSeq and is a predicted model, not a curated record. The transcript is spliced from 5 exons. The coding region runs from base 369 to 1130 and encodes 253 amino acids.